This is a messenger RNA of Diaporthe citri, 2619 nucleotides long. RefSeq lists its product as uncharacterized. NCBI's taxonomy places the organism in Eukaryota, Fungi, Ascomycota, Sordariomycetes, Diaporthales, Diaporthaceae. The record is from RefSeq and is a predicted model, not a curated record. The transcript has 7 exons. Gene Ontology annotation, molecular function: ATP hydrolysis activity; ATP binding. Bases 1 to 2619 code for a protein of 872 amino acids.
AUGUCGGACGACGGGGGUUGGAGCUGGUUCCCGGAUACCAAAGCCAAUGACCAGGCAAAAUGGCGUCGGACGGCUCUGGCAAAGCGAGCUAACGUCGGUGGAACGACUGCAGAAAAUACUCCAAACCCGAAAGGAAAUGUCCAUUUUCAGCUAAAUGGGAAUACUUCCAAACCCAUUGAUGGAUUUGAUGAGUGUCGCGAGUCUCUUGUGGCGGCUUCGGCUGCAAACGAGAAUUCACACUCGACCCAGGCUUCCGAAGUUUCGCAGGGCCCCGGAAUAGUCUACAGUCCAGGGAAUCUGGUUGAAAAUAUCUCAGCCGCUCCGGAGGUCUCCCCAGUACGUUCUGAAAGACCGAGCCCUGGCUCCAAACCGUUUCUUGAGGACCAGGCCCGGAACCAGCGCGACCGGGCCUCGCAGGAGCUUCAACCAACUAUGGCCGAAUCACUAAAUGCGAUUACGGAGAAGUUCCUCAACAUCGAUGUCCUGGAUCAAAGACAGGACGUUUCCCGGUAUAUGGCUUACUUACUAGAUGCCAUCGAUAUGCUUGGCGCCAGGAUCAACUUCCUCGAGGCCAAGGAUACCGAUAGUAGAAAGCAUCCCACCAGUCAGCUUGAAACUCCCCGAUCGCCCGGAAGACAUACGGACAUCUUCGUUGGUAAAGUGCUUCACAGGGUCACCUGUUCUAACAGAAACCACCAUCAUCCUGUUGCCUACUAUGAAGAUAAACCAACCUACAGAGACCGACACUCAGGGGGCGAGGGAAAGCUGAUGGGUGACAAGAUUGUUCACAGUCUUGACGACUACCUUGGUCUGCGGUCGAAAGUAUCUUUUCUCGUCGUGCACGACCAUUCUUGCACAGGCCACUUCCAGUCUGACGACCGCACGUUCGAGGAUAAUCACCGACGGAACCUGGGACCAAACAAAGAGAAUCUUCGAGUAGUAGCACCUCUGCUCCAGGAAGCAUUGCUUAAAGUCGCGGAAUACUCCCCAAUACAGGGCCUCCCGCUAGCCUUCCUCAGAGACCAGGGAAUGGGCGCACCGUACCCGUUUCUAUUUCACCACCACAAAAAACUCGUUGAGCUCGCCCGAGAAGAGAUAUACGAGGGUGUAUUGCGUCCUCUGCUAGAUUUCUUGGCCACAAAUUACAGAAAAGAGUACGAAGAGGCCAAUUCUCUGUUCGAGGCAGGAGUUGUGAAGAGUUGCCAUCUCACAAAGCUAUUCAAACCAAACCAAAUGGUUAUCAGCCGAAGUGAAUCGAAUGUAUUGCAAGCAUGCAUACUGUAUAGCUGCGUGAUACUCCAAAGAGGCAAAGUCUUAUUCCAAGGCUGGUCUUUCGUUUAUGAUGGCAAUGGGUUAAAGAGGAACCCUUGGGUACAAGAGAUCGAUGGCUUACUGGAUGAGCGGAUUCGGAUCGCGGAUCUCAAAGUUCACCCGGCGAAAUUUGCACGGCCCGAGGACAUAGAGUACCUUGAGAAAAGAGGCAGAAGAUUCUGGAGCAUGAGGAACCAAACAUACAUCUGUUACACUGGUUGGGACAAAGCCCGACUGUAUCACUACGCUGAAGAAAGGUUCAUGGUCGACAUGGCAACUUAUAAACUGAUGCAUCCAUUCUCUAACCCUUCUGGCGCGGUCACGGCAGAGCUCAUCGAGGAUCAGGUGUCUGUGAAGCUAGAUCCUUGGCCCCGGAAAGUCGACAAAACCGAGGAACUAUCGGACAAGGCCGCGAUGAUUCUUCCAAGCACGAUAUUUGGUUUCAGACUACAAGCGAAGAAGUGGAUCAACCUGCUUGUUGAUAAUUUUCACAGUAUCAAAUGGCAUCCAGAGGCCUUCGGACGUCUCGUUCUCGAUGAUUCUGUGAAGAAGAUGAUUUAUGCACUGAUUAAUGUACAGAAAUCAGCAGGCAGGAUGGAUGAUAUCAUUGCUGGCAAAGGUAAUGGCUUGAUCAUUCUGCUCCAUGGGAGUCCAGGCACUGGGAAGACUUUGACAGCAGAAAGCGUCGCGGAGAUUGCAGAGAAACCACUGUAUCGUGUCACAUGCGGAGAUAUCGGCACUGACCCAAAGGACGUCGAGAACUAUUUGGAGACGGUCCUGUACCUGGGAAAAACUUGGGAUUGUGUCCUACUUCUGGACGAGGCAGACGUGUUUCUCGAGGAACGUACUAUGGCGGACCUGCAAAGAAACAGCCUGGUAUCAAUCUUCCUCCGCACGCUCGAGUACUACGACGGGAUUCUCAUUCUGACCUCGAACCGCGUCGGCACUUUCGACGAGGCAUUCAAGUCCCGCAUUCAGGUUGCCAUCCACUACGAGAGCCUGACCAAGAAAUCCAGGAGGGCCAUCUGGCGCAACUUCUUUGACAUGAUCGAGGAGUCGGAGGACGAGGAUGCAAAUAUGGCCGAGUUGGAAAGGAGACUUGACGAGUUGGCGGCACAUGAGAUGAACGGGAGGCAGAUCCGAAACGCACUGCUCACUGCCCGACAACUUGCGAAGCACGAAGGGGAGAGGCUUGACUGGAAACAUUUGAACCAGGCUAUGAAGACAGCGGCAGACUUCAAUAAGUACCUGAAGACGGUCAAGGGUCACAGCGAUGAUCAGUGGGCGCGGGAGGAAAUGUUGAGGUAG